AGUUAGUUGAUGAGUGUUCAGUAUGUCUCCACCCGAGAGAAUGGCGUUCGGGGAUACUGAAAGAUGUGUAUGCGGCGAUAGUAAAUGCAGAAUUGAGCAAAUAAUGCGCAAAAUCUUCUAUUCUGAGAUGCUCCUACAUUUUUAAAUCUCAAAAUAUCACCUGAAUAACGUUUGGAGUGGAUGCAACAUGCAAUGUAUGUUUUGUUUUAUGGGAGCCAAUGAUUUAUUGUAACCUAAAAUGCAUGCAGAGUCAACAUUUUACAUGUUGAUGUUGGGUUAUAGAUGUGAUUUGGACAUAUGAGAUGCCUCGGAGGAUGUUUUGCCAUGAAGUCCAUGCUGUGGCUGUUUGUGCUCCUUUGUUAAUUGUCUCUAUGGUGAGCGUUGCAGUAGUACAGCCAGCUAUGGCUCAGUGUCUGCUCGACUCCUGCGAUAUUCAAUGCAAGUUCCCCGUUGCAUUUGCUCGGAUCGGACGCUGGUAGUUGCUGGCUCAGUCAGACGCGCGUCACGUCGGUUGCGGCUCGGUGCGCGAUGCGCGAAUACAAGGUGGUGGUGCUCGGCAGCGGAGGGGUCGGAAAGUCCGCGAUCACGGUGCAAUUCGUGACCGGCACCUUCAUCGAGAAGUACGACCCGACCAUAGAGGACUUCUACCGCAAGGAGAUCGAGGUGGAUUCGUCUCCGUCGGUGCUGGAGAUCUUGGACACGGCCGGUACAGAGCAGUUCGCGUCCAUGCGAGAUCUCUACAUCAAGAAUGGCCAGGGUUUCAUCCUGGUGUACAGUCUGGUAAACCAGCAGAGCUUCCAAGAUAUUAAGCCCAUGAGAGAUCAGAUCAUCAGGGUGAAGAGGUAUGAACGUGUGCCCGUGAUACUCGUGGGAAACAAGGUGGACCUGGACAACGAGCGUGAAGUUUCAUCAAGUGAAGGUCAAGCUUUAGCUGAAGAAUGGGGCUGUCCUUUUAUGGAGACGUCAGCCAAGAGUAAGACUAUGGUGGACGAACUCUUCUCGGAGAUUGUCCGGCAGAUGGACUAUGCCUCACAGCCAGAUAAAGAAGAUCCUUGCUGCUCGUCAUGCAAUAUACAAUAACUCAAAGCAAUCAGAAACAUGGCUUUACUGGGUUUCCAAAGGAGUAAAACAUGGGAAUAAAGAUCAUUGUUCAAGAUCUUUAUAAAUUCUGUUCCCAAGGAGAAAUAAGUGGUGAGGAGCAUCCGUUCACAUGGGCUGCAAACAAUAAAGGCCAAGGUAUACUUCGGUUUUGCGUGUGCUGGUUGCGUGACGCACAUUUUUUACCGUAAAGCAGUCAGAUUGUGCAAGCAUUGAAGUGCAUAACCAUGUGCAAGGUGGAACAGCACGUGGAAAAAUGAAAUAUACCCUAGCCUUAAGGGCUUAUACAGGUUAGAGUUGUAGUUUCAACUGGCUUUGCUUCAGGAUCCAAUUUUUGUACAGUGGACAUUAAGUGGCGACCCAACACAACAUCAAAAUUGUUUAUCGUACAAGAGUAAACAAAUAUUAAUUUAAUUAGAAUUACCAUGCACUUAGUAGGCCCAGCAAAUGCUACAGAAUUAUUAACAUCACAUAUAGAAAAUAUUUGUAUGUUUCUAAAUAUCCCUCUAAUUUUUACCUUUUUACCUGCCAAGGUUUUGUUCUUGGUUUUCCAGGGUGAGGGUAUGUCACAGAACUUAUCCAUGUUGGCAUCUACCUAAUCUGGUUAGUUUCUACCAACUGACAGAUAAAUAGGCACCAAAAUACUGUGAGUUUGAUUGGAAGGCUAACAUCCAUGGCUGGGCUUCUAAUCAAACACCACAUCAUUUUGGCACAAAUUAACUGGUAACUUUGUAGAAACUGGCAUAUAAUGACAAAUAUAGGAAGCAAGCAUCAACGAGCCAAUGAGACAUUUCUCAAAAUCAAUGAGAGUCUCAAAGAGGCGGCUCUAUUUGUGCUUUUGGAAAUCCAAUAAUUGUAUUCUGCCUUGAUUUAAAAUAGAUGCGGCUCAAACGGAUCUUGCACAUACUUAUCCAUCAAACGCUCUGUUUUCUUCAGUGUGUAUGUGCCCUAAUUAAACACAAAGAUUUUAAAAAAGGUCAAAGUGUUACUGAAAUGCACCAUACUAUAAUAUUUUCUUUUUCCCCAUGUUUUCACGCUCAAUGAGAUCGUUUGAAAUGUUUCGCAGGAGAUUCAUACUUGAUUGCGUUUAUUUUGUCACUUUUUUUUGCACAUAUAAAACCUGAUGUCUUAAAAGUAUAUUCCGGGUUCAAUACAAGAUAAAUGUUGUCGAUUGUGCUCAUCUUUUAUUGAACCCAAAAUAUUCCUUAAAACUGCCAUUCACUUUGAAUCUCCAAGUAUCCACAGUCAUGGGAUCCACACCAAAGGUGAAGUUUCCUCACAGGUACUAUCAGAUGUGAUGUUUAAAAUGUUCAUGAGUGGAUCGAUUUGUGUGCAAGUGUCCAUUGCAGACAUCAGAGGUUUAAAUUUGUGUUUUUUUGGGAACUUUGGGAAGCCAAAAAGAAUGAUGGAAGCACUUUGCUUUUUAAUGUUGUGUCCGUUCUGAUUUCUGAAAUUGCUGCGAAUAUUCAGCUGAUUAUAUUGUGAUUUUUAAAUUAGCACCUCUUUAUAUAUUGUUACAGAUAAUGAAUCAUGUUUUGGUACUUUCCACGAAUAUGCUACAAAUUGGUGUCCUAUUACGUUUUUAAAGCAAUAAAGACAUGAAUUCCAUGUUCAAUAGAGGCAGAGCAAUUAAAUAUGUUAGAUAAAGUAUAAUCUAACAUAAAAUUAACAUAAGAAUCCUUAAAUGUCUGCACCAAUGUCUUAAAAUGUUGAAUUUACACUUUCCCACCUCAGAGGUCUUGGCCUUCUCGACUCUAUACAAUGAUUUAAAAUCACAACAGUGUCAUAUUUCUGGCAAACUGUUGAUUUGAUAUCCAAUACUUUUAACCAAUUUUUUUUCAUGAAGUAACAUCAUUUGGACUCUUUCUACAUCAAGGCGGGAAAACAAGCAAACAAUGUCAUUCCAUUCCUUCAAAUUGUAGUGUUCAAUGUAUUUGUCAAGCUCAACCGUUCAACCUUGUUUCCAUAGUUAUUUCAAAUUUUUCAAAAAAGCUAUCAAUCAAUAAGUACAUGCCAAAAUCCCUACUUUUAUUACCCUUUAUAGUCAUUUUUUAUUUAAUUUGUUUUACUUUUUCAUUUAUACAAAUUAAAUAAGUUGACAUUUUUGGGAAAAGUUUGUAAAACUUCAUUUUGUAAUAUUUCAAGUCCUCUUUGGUACCCUGUUUGUGGAAAGUGCCAAUUAACUUUUGAAGCCUAUAUAAGAUAGGAUUUGUUUUGGAACGUAAAUAUUCUCAAUUCAGUUAGUCUCAUGAAUGUUGUACAGACACACAAUGAGAAACACAAAUAUAGUGUUAGUAUAAUCGGUUUGUACAGGGCACCUUGUUAACACUAGGAAGGUCCCUUUUUAUGCAUCCGCUUUUGGCAAAAUAACAAAAAUAAAAACAAAAAGCACAUUUAUUUUAUCAUACCUUUCUCAGGAGUUACAGGCUACCAAAUCUGUUGUUAAAGUUUAUUAAGAUUUCUUUUUUUGUUAGAUUUUUCUGUUUAUUAUAUUAUAAGAUGAUGUUUUCUUAAUCUAUAAUGUCUUUUGGUGAUUUAGUCAGUUGGUAUCACAGAGCAAUUCUUAUUCAAACCGUCUUGUACUGUACGUGAUCCAUAAUAUCCUGUGGUUCACAAUAACUACCGGUAAUCCAGAAAUGUAAAAUUGUACAAAACCUGUAUAGAAAAACAAUACAAGAUGGUUGUGUGUAGUUUCUAUAACAGAUGCCAUACCUACUGUUUGUUAAUUUAGCAAUCAUAUGCAUGGCUAGAACAUUAUUGUUUGUGAAUAUUACAGCAGUCGAAAUGGAUUAAACAGAAUAGACACAAAGAAUUACACAAACACUUCUCCGGAUGAUCAUUUCUGGGUGAAUCUGCCUUACCAUGCAAACUUCGGGAUUGCCUUUUUUAACUUUCAUCAUUGAUCUUAUAUUUUUUUAAGUGAACAUUUACCCGCUUUCACACAGUACAUGUAUUGUGAAUAUGGUUUCAUUUGACACGACUAAAUAAAGACAUUUAAUUCACAGAUUUACAUGAAGUUUUGAAUUGAUCUCACCUACAUUCUUUACACAGUCCUAUGUGUAUUGAUGAUAAAUAAUGAAAAAAAUUAAAAUCACAAAAUUCAACUUAUUGAAUACAAUGGUUACC
Molecule: messenger RNA, 4224 nt
Organism: Xyrauchen texanus (razorback sucker)
Lineage: Eukaryota; Metazoa; Chordata; Actinopteri; Cypriniformes; Catostomidae
Product: ras-related protein Rap-2a-like
Exons: 2
Coding region: 529-1080 (183 amino acids)
Biological process (GO): negative regulation of cell migration; Rap protein signal transduction
Cellular component (GO): plasma membrane
Molecular function (GO): GTPase activity; GDP binding; GTP binding
Source: RefSeq, a predicted model, not a curated record